This is a messenger RNA of Sparassis crispa, 1818 nucleotides long. RefSeq names its product Succinate/fumarate mitochondrial transporter. Gene Ontology annotation, biological process: succinate transport; transmembrane transport; fumarate transport. The transcript has 10 exons. The coding region runs from base 1 to 1818 and encodes 605 amino acids. The record is from RefSeq and is a predicted model, not a curated record. Lineage: Eukaryota; Fungi; Basidiomycota; Agaricomycetes; Polyporales; Sparassidaceae.
AUGACCUCCACACAAGACUCAACGUUAGAUAGUUCCGUAUCCACAUCCUAUCCUCACUCCUAUCCCUCUACGAGUAAAAUUGCCGAUGUCCCCGGCAACUCCCCCACGAGCAUGAUGCCGUGGGACGAUGAUGGGGACGAUGACACCCUGCUGGACCUAUCGCCACCCGACCUCAAAGACCGUUUGCGUUUGGAUCACAUUCUAUCGCUGGUCUCGUUGGCGUUCGACGUCUCGUGGCUAUACGAGCUCGACGACGACGUGCUGGUUUCACCGGUCGAUGCGUUCGCUGAUCUGUGCUAUGCGCAGUGUACUACGACGUGCGACGGCGACGAGUGCGCGAAGGACUCGACAGCGUUGCGCGGGCUCCGGAGCGACUCGGGUCACGGAUCGGACACCGCGAGCGACUCCGACUCUGAGAUCACCACGCCAACAGAAGUCGACCUGUCCACCGCGCUGCGGUGGAGGAGGUCCGCGUUCGCGUUCGCAAAGUGCGCCGAAGAGCGCAGGCGCGUCACCUUUGCGCCGCUGCCGCUGUCGCAGUCGAUGAGCGAGGCGAUCCUGGCGGGACCGGCUUUCUGCGACCCGGAGAUGGCGUUCCUUCUCUCCAGCCCUGCUUCCGAUCCGAAUGACUCGGUGCACUUCUUCCCCACAUGGCCCGAGGAGCGGCGAGCGGAGGGGGGCACGCUGAAGACCGCUCGCCCGCAGCGCGGAUCUGCUAUAAACUUGCAGGACUCGAUUAUAUCUCUACCUCCCCCGUUGCUUAUUUGUACCUCCCCGGAUCCCUCGCUACUUCCGUCGUCCCCUUCCCUAUACCAAUUCCCGCUUUUAAUUUUUUUUUUCUCCUCGCUCCCUGCACUGGCCAUGUCGCGCUCGGCCGAUGGCAAGAAACCCUCGUUUGCGAUCCAGUUGACCGCCGGAGGUCUCGCUGGUGCGAUGGAGGCACUAUGUUGUCAGCCUCUCGACACCAUCAAGGUCCGCAUGCAGCUCUCGCGGUCGGGCAGAGCCCCUGGAACAAAACCGCGCGGCUUCCUGGCUACCGGCGGCAUGAUCAUACGGAGAGAAACCCCGCUCGCCCUCUACAAGGGUCUCGGCGCUGUCCUCUCCGGCAUCGUCCCGAAGAUGGCCAUCCGUUUCGCGAGCUUCGAGACGUACAAGGAGCAGCUGGCGGACAAGAAGACGGGCAAGACGAGUGUCGGAAACAUCUUCCUCGCGGGGCUCGGAGCGGGAUGCACGGAAGCGGUGAUGGUCGUCACCCCCAUGGAGGUCGUCAAGAUCCGGCUGCAGGCGCAGCAGCACUCCCUCGCUGACCCGCUCGAGGUCCCACAAUACCGCAAUGCCGGACAUGCUGUAUACCAGAUCGUGCGCGAGGAGGGGUUUGGCGCCCUGUACCGGGGGGUCACCCUGACUGCUCUACGGCAGGCGACCAACCAGGGCGCCAAUUUUACCGCAUACCAGGAGCUGAAGAAGCUUGCGCACCGGUUACAGCCUGAACUGACCGAUCUGCCUUCGUACCAGCACAUGUUCAUCGGCCUCAUUUCCGGAGCGAUGGGUCCCUUCUCCAACGCGCCGAUUGACACUAUCAAGACCCGUCUGCAGAAGGCCACCGCGCCACCCGGCGUCUCCGCGUUCCAGCGCAUCGCCGCGAUCGCGCGAGACAUGUGGCGGCAGGAGGGCGUCAGCUCGUUCUACAAGGGCAUCACCCCGCGCGUGCUGCGCGUCGCGCCCGGCCAGGCGAUCGUCUUCGCGGUGUACGAGCGCGUGCGCAGGGCGAUGGAGACGAUGCAGGGCUCCUCGGAGGAGAAAGUGUAUAGCGAGUGA